This is a messenger RNA of Lotus japonicus, 1466 nucleotides long. Its product is annotated as F-box protein At5g50450-like. Lineage: Eukaryota; Viridiplantae; Streptophyta; Magnoliopsida; Fabales; Fabaceae. Gene Ontology annotation, molecular function: protein binding. The transcript has 3 exons. Bases 156 to 1127 code for a protein of 323 amino acids. The record is from RefSeq and is a predicted model, not a curated record.
CCCUCUUUUCUUUCCCCUUCGUUUCGCCGUUACACACAAACAGAGGCAGACUCAUUCAUAAUUCACAGCACUGUAACUGCAACUGCAUCGUCAUCUUCACGCGCCACCACCAUCCUCCAUUACCGACACCUCAAAGCUUCGUUGAAUGCAAGAACAUGAGAAGGCCAUUGAAACAACAACCCAACAAGAAGCUCAAGCACAACCUCUUCGACGACCUCCCCGACGAUCUCGUCGUCUUCAUUCUCUCCAAGCUCUCCGCCACCGCUUCUUCUCCCUCCGAUUUCAUCAGCAUCCUCUCCACAUGCAAGAGACUCAACCAGUUAGGCCUCCACCGCCUGGUGUUAUCCAAAGCCGGACCCAAAGUCUUCGCCGUCAACCCCAGAAACUGGUCGGAAAGCCCUCACCGCUUUCUCAAACACUGUGCCAACGCCGGUAACGUCGACGCCUGUUACACUCUCGGAAUGAUCCGAUUUUACUGUCUGCAGAAUCGGAGGAGCGGGCUCUCGUUAAUGGCGAAGGCGGCGAUGAAGCUGCACGCGCCGGCGUUGUACUCGCUGGCGGUGAUUCAGUUUAAUGGAAGUGGAGCCUCUAAGCGGGAGAAGGAUCUACGCGCCGGCGUGGCGCUGUCGGCGCGGGCGUCGUUGCUAGGUCACGUCGACGCGCUCCGGGAGCUUGGGCAUUGUCUCCAGGACGGUUACGGCGUGAAGAUGAACGUUGCGGAGGGGCGGCGUUUGCUCGUGCAGGCGAACCUGCGGGAGCUUGCGUUGGUUUUACGCGCCGUGACGAGGGCGCCGUUGAUGAGUGACUACGGCGUGGCGGUGCCGGAGGUGCAUCCGGCGAAUUGGUUUCUCAGGGAGUGGUUUGCGUCGGGGCGGGGAGAGCUAGGUGAGGGGCUGAGGAUGUGCGGUCACAUUGGGUGUGGCCGGCCGGAGACGCGGCCGCAUGAGUUCCGGCGGUGCUCGGUUUGCGGGAAGGUGAAUUACUGCUCGCGGGGGUGUCAGGCGCUGGAUUGGAAGUUGCGGCACAAGAUGGAGUGUGCGCCGGUGGAAGAGUGGGUUGAGGACGGUGGCGGUGACGGUGGUGCGGGCGUGGAAAAUGAGGUAGUUGUGCAAAACGAUGUCGUUUGAGGUGCGAGGUUGGAAAAAAAGAAAAAAGGAAAAUAGAGAGAAUAAAGAAAAGGUAAAGGGCUUGAAUUGGAGAACUUGAUGAACGUUUUGAUUCUGUGUACAGCUAGGGAAUUUUAUUUUAUUUUUUUAUCUUUGAGAAAAUCCUUGAAAAUUAUUACUGUUAGCUAGAUGCCUAGCGAAGAUCACAAAGUUCUUUAUUCAAAUCUGUUUUUCUUGUUUUUUUAUUCCCCUAAGAUAUCAGUCGGUCAGUAGUCAUGAGACUAAUUCCUCGAGUUAAAAUUAAUCCCUCGAGUAUGUGAUCACAUUAAGUGGAUAGUAUCCGCACGAGAUUUGUUUUUU